AGAACGGCAGUGUGAGCGGAGAGAGAGAGGCACCGCGACCGACGGUGGUUACCAAUUUAUUUUCAUUUUUUUACGGCGACAAACGAGUGAAAAGGGGGGCACGACGCGCCUUUUUACCCGAACUGAGCGUUAGGUGUAGCUUCCUAGCUCGCUAAGGGCAGAGGCUGACAGCGGAGAAGGUGAGAGAAAUAAAGAAAAUAAGCCAAAAAAGCGAGAGAAGACGCAGUGACGAAGAGAGAGGAGAGACGGACAGACAUGGCCACAACGACUUGUACGCGAUUUACGGACGAAUAUCAGCUCUACGAGGAGCUCGGCAAGGGAGCGUUUUCAGUGGUGCGUCGAUGUGUGAAGCUGUGCACAGGCCAAGAGUAUGCUGCCAAAAUCAUCAACACCAAAAAACUAUCGGCAAGAGAUCAUCAGAAGCUUGAGAGAGAGGCUCGAAUCUGUCGACUGCUCAAGCACCCAAAUAUUGUUCGACUUCAUGACAGCAUAUCAGAGGAAGGCUUCCACUACUUGCUGUUUGACUUGGUGACGGGGGGAGAGCUGUUUGAAGACAUCGUAGCCAGAGAGUACUACAGUGAGGCUGACGCCAGUCAUUGCAUCCAGCAGAUCCUGGAGGCGGUGCUUCACUGCCAUCAAAUGGGCGUGGUGCACCGAGACCUGAAGCCAGAGAACCUGCUCCUGGCCAGCAAGUGUAAGAAUGCCGCUGUGAAGCUGGCCGAUUUUGGCUUGGCCAUCGAGGUGCAGGGAGAUCAGCAGGCAUGGUUUGGUUUUGCGGGGACACCAGGGUAUCUGUCCCCUGAGGUGUUGAGGAAGGAGGCAUAUGGAAAACCUGUGGACAUCUGGGCCUGUGGUGUGAUUCUCUACAUUCUGCUGGUUGGCUAUCCUCCAUUCUGGGAUGAAGACCAACACAAGCUCUACCAGCAGAUUAAAGCUGGAGCUUACGACUUUCCAUCUCCAGAGUGGGACACAGUCACUCCUGAAGCCAAAAACCUCAUCAACCAGAUGCUGACCAUUAACCCAGCCAAGAGAAUUACUGCACAAGAGGCCCUCAAACACCCAUGGGUCUGCCAACGUUCUACAGUGGCCUCCAUGAUGCACAGACAAGAGACAGUGGAGUGUCUGAAGAAGUUCAAUGCCAGGAGGAAACUUAAAGGGGCUAUCCUGACUACCAUGCUAGUGUCACGGAACUUUUCUGUGGGUAGCAGGCAGACCACGGCUCCGGCCUCGGUCACUGCCGCCGCCGCUGCUGUUGCUGCGGCAGCAGGCACCACAGCAGGGCUGGUGGAACAAGCCAAGACUUUGCUGAACAAGAAGGCCGACGUUAAGAAGAGGAAGUCAAGCUCCACCGUUCAGUACAUGCCCCAGACCAACAGCACCAAAAACAGCAUAGUCACGAGCCCCAAAGGAAACCUCCCCUCUCCUGCACUGGAAGCUCAGAGCACUGUUAUCCAUAAUCCAAUGGAUGGGAUUAAGGAGUCAUCCGACAGCAGUAAUGCCACAGUGGAAGAUGAAGACAUGAAAGGAAAGAGUGUAGAUCACAGCUCAGGUCUCGCCCAUUCAAACCCCAGCUCCCAGCCUGACCACGCCCACACGCCUCAGGCCUCUGCCCCUGCUGUCUUCACUGCCACCAAGUUUACAGACCUACUGGGAGUGGUGCGUAAGGGCUCAGGCCCUGCGGCUGACGGUGAGGGGAGCACCAAUAACCCCCCAGCUGCCCCCGUUGCUCCUACUGCCCCUCCCACCCCCCAAACCCCAAACACUCCCAUGCAGAUGUCACGUCUCACAGACCUGGUGAGCAGUGUGCGCAGGAAUCCCGUCCCCCAGGCAGACACUGAAUCAGCAGCACCCAGCCGACCCCUCACUACUCCCACUCAACCCUCCCCUCCUCCCCCCCAGCCCUCCUCCAGCCCCCUGCCUCCCUUGCACUCACGCAAACAGGAGAUCAUCAAAAUCACUGAACAGCUUAUUGAGGCCAUCAACAAUGGAGACUUUGAAGCUUAUGCUAAAAUCUGUGACCCUGGUUUGACCUCAUUUGAGCCAGAGGCUCUGGGAAAUCUGGUGGAGGGUAUGGACUUCCACAGAUUCUACUUUGAGAACUUGUUGUCUAAGAACAGCAAGCCCAUCCACACCACCAUUCUGAACCCUCAUGUACACCUGAUCGGUGAAGACGCUGCCUGCAUAGCCUACAUCCGCCUCACACAGUACGUGGACGGGCAAGGCCGGCCACGCAGCAGCCAGUCAGAGGAGACGAGGGUGUGGCAUCGCCGGGACUCCAAGUGGCAGAAUGUCCAUUUCCACUGCUCUGGGGCCCCUGCUGCUCCACUCCAAUGAAGGGACAGCUCAUUGUAGCCACAUCUGAGAAGAGCGCCCAGCCAGAGAACGAGAGAGAGAGAGAGAGGAAGAAAGAGAGAGAGAGAGAGCGAGGGAGGAAGGAGAGGAAGUCCAGUGUCAUGUGGCUUUGAGUCUGCAGUGCCUGACCCUACCACACUGGGCUCCGCCCCUCACUUGUCAAUCACGUCUCUGUGCAGUGUCCACCCCGCCCACUCCCGUGUCCCCCCCCACACCUCCCACCUGUGUUGCCACACCCUGCUAUGAGUGAAUGCUGAGUGGAGUCUGGUGGUCCUGACUGGAAUGGAUGGCAAAGGCCCUUUGUGUUCUGUCAGUGACACGUCAUGCUUUCUCUCUCACCGUCCAUGUUUCACACGUAAAGCGUGUACAUUUUUAAUAUUAUGAUUAAUAUAUUGUUAUUAAUGUCGUUUAUUAUUAUUAUUACUAUAAUUAUUACAACACAAAAGCAAUUUCGUGUCAUUUGUACAAUUCAUAAUUCUGGAUGCCAGUGAUUUUCCGAUAUAAGUCUUUCUUUUUUUUUUUGCUCAAACUUUUUUUUUUUGCCAGAUAGCAUGACACUCGGUGUAUUCACAGUGGCUGUUUCUAUAGUAACGAAGGAGGGGAGGUAGUUGAAGCACAGUGUUUUUUUGCAUAGGCUUCUCCAUGUGAUUGACGAUUUAAAGCUCACAGUCCAGAAGUGACGGUCCAGGUUCGUCUGUGUGCGUGUGUGUAGGGGACGGAGUGAUUUUAAAGACAGCGAUAUGUUUGGGGUCUUCCAGUCUUCAUUUGUGCCCUUUUUUUUUCCUUCUUUCACUCAACGUGAAAAGAGAGUGCAGAUACUAAGAUGUUUUCCAAAUCAGCCGUUCUGCUGGGAUUUUUUUUGUAGGGCACAAACAGAAUAAAAUCCAUCUGUUGUGGUCACAUAUCGUUGCUUAUUUUAGCCUGAUCUCAGCAGCAUCGUGAUUGUGAUAUCAGUAUUAUGCCGUAUAAUUGAACACGUCAGCUGAGCCUGGAAAGGACAGUUUCUGUAUACAUCUGUAGCUUAUCAGCCCAGCUCUUAACUAUAAGCCAUAAUCCUGCUAAAGGUGCUACAUAUUCUAGCGGGAGCGGUUCCUGCUUGUGGAGAGGACAUGCACGUCCAGACAGCACCUAUUAGUGGGUUCCUCAUAUAACUUUUGAAGGAGGCUAAUACUGUUCUUCAAUGUGAUGAUGCAAAAGGCUAAUGCAAGGCUACAACUUAAAUAAGGAGGAAGCAUGUAGCACACAUCUCUGAGGUGGCCGAGGCUGACUGAAGAUCUAAGUAGGGCUAAUUUGACAGAAUUGCAGGCGGCGAAGUGUUUUUGUGUUUUAAUAUCAUUUAUAAGUUGUUUGAUAUUAUCAGUACUACUUUUCGAUAUUUUGUUUUCAGAGGAGACACAUAUAUAGAUAUAUACAUUGUGUUUGUUUUUAGGUUUUAAGGUUCUUUGAAGGAGAUCGUUUGUACUUGAAAGCAUAUUGCUACCCUGGACAUGGAGGUAUACCCUGUGGUUAGGCUGCCUGUAAGGUAUCUUGUUUUUUGAUAAAUGAGCACAGAGUCAGGGGAGGUUUUUUAGUAGCGUCGGCGGCGUUGAGAAGCUUUUUGUAAUGCGAGGACAAUUGGAAAGUUUCGUUUAUGAAGUGUACUUAAGAAGAUGGACAUGUAACACAACAUAUCGCACUCAGAACAGCUGGUGUUUGGUCGGCUUUGGAGCUGCCAGCAAGCGUGAGGGACUCAAGUCUGAGAGAAGCCUAAUGGUCAGGUGAACAGAAUAACCGUUUGACCUUGGCUGGUAUGAUCCAGGGGGGGCAAACAAGGCCAUUUCAGAGGCUCAUUCAUUGUUUGUGUCCUCAGGUCAUAUUUAUUUAUUUAUUUAUUUAAGUAUUUUAUCUCACUUUUUUUUGACAUUCUUCUUCUUUGACAACUUCAUGUCUAUUGUACUUUUUUUUUUUCUUUACACUCACAAGCUCAUUUUACUCUUGAACUCUUCUAAAGCGUAGUGAAGGUAUCAGGCUUUAGUUGAAUAGAUUUUGAUAGAUUUUGAUUGACAUUACAGCUCUGGUAGACGUUUACAUGUCCCAAAGCCCCUUUUACAAAGCUGAAAUGAUUCGUAAAAGCUUACAAACAAUCCAUCUGUCAACUGGAGCGACCCCACAAGGCAAAAACCACCUGGGUAUCUGUUUUUGCUCUAGUGUUGUGCUUUUGACUUGGGUGUACUUUCAGAGUUGAUUCUUUGUUGUGGAUCCCCUCGUGUCCAACUCCGGAUGCUUCAUCUUGUCUCGUCUUGACGGAAAGUGAUAUGAGACUGUUACAUAUGUUUGUGUGCUGAAAACACCCCCGUCACUCCAACUCCCUGAACAUGUAAUGACAAAAUCCAAAAAAAAACAAAACAAAAAAAAGACAAAAAAAUAAAACAAAAACAGCAUGUAAAAAUGUACUAAUGUUCUUCUUUGUGUGUUUAGCAUUGAAAAUAAUCAUGUAAAAAAGUGAGGAUGCACAUUAUUACUAUUAAACAGGACACACAGUAUUAAAGCGGCAGUUUACUAGCAUUUUAGCCGGAAUUUCUUUGCAUGAGUCACUCAAACACAAAAGUUUGGUGUUAAAACUUCUUUUUUUCUUUUUUUGGUCAUUUUCAUUUUCUAUUGAAUGCUGGUUAACUAAACCUAUUUCUCUUAUCUAUUUUCCAAGCUUUGUAAGUGCAUAAACUAUUUUUGUCUCAAGAUGAUAAAGAUGCAGAUUAUUUAAAUGAAAGCUAUAAUGACGUUGUGGAGAUAAAGAUUAUGAAAAUUGGUGGUGAUAUUUCAAUGGCAUGCUUUUGUAUUCAAGCUCGUUGUUGUCAAUGCAGGGUUGCUGACAUUUAUGAAGGAAGAGGAUGCGAACACGUCUUGAGACUUUUCUACAUCACAAAUGCUGUAGUAUUACAGUAGAGUUACAACAGGAGUGCACGAAUCGCUGAAUAUUCCAUCCGCAUUCAGCUGGAGUAAUAGAAUUAUUCCCAUCAAUAGACAGUGAAGUAAUUAGUGGUUGUGCUUUUGCCAGUGCUGUUUAACACACGUCUGCCUAAAGAGUAUGGACUUGCUCUUUAUUCGUUUGUGGCGACUCUGAGACACUUGAUCUGAAUGCGUCGGGACGUGAUCCCACCUCAAGUGUAAAUGUACCAUAAACCGUAUAAGUUACCGCACACCACAUAAUAAGUUAAACACGAGCACGCUUCAGAAAGAUGUGAAUUACACUAGUAAUAUUUCCUGCACUGACAACACAGAGCUCAACUUUGUUUUUAGUACCGUAUUGUUUUCACUCUAUUCCUGAUCCCCCCCCCCAGCUGUUCUUCCGUUUCACCUCACUGGGUAGUUUCUCUGAAGUUGAAGUCUUCACAGUAGCCCUCUUGUCAGUUUUGGGUUUCUGUAUAAGAUAUUAAUCUAUUUAAUUUCUCUGAUUAUUCUUACUAUUAUUGUUGCUCUGUUCUCGAACCUGCUCUAUGUGUUACCUGACUUAAGGAAAUGUGUUCAAGUGUUCUAAAUAAAAAUGAAGAUUUAAAUA
Messenger RNA from Colossoma macropomum (tambaqui), 5887 nucleotides. It is a transcript of the gene camk2b1, whose product is annotated as calcium/calmodulin-dependent protein kinase (CaM kinase) II beta 1. Lineage: Eukaryota; Metazoa; Chordata; Actinopteri; Characiformes; Serrasalmidae. The record is from RefSeq and is a predicted model, not a curated record. The transcript has 25 exons. The coding region runs from base 256 to 2334 and encodes 692 amino acids. Gene Ontology annotation, biological process: protein phosphorylation. Gene Ontology annotation, cellular component: neuron projection; cytoplasm. Gene Ontology annotation, molecular function: calmodulin binding; calcium/calmodulin-dependent protein kinase activity; ATP binding.